AAGAUGAUUCCUUUAGAGAGAAGAGAGAAAGAGAAUAAGAAACGAGAAAGAAAAGGACAGAAGGUGAAUACAGGGAGACUUCAGCAAGAAGAAAAAGGGGGAAUCAGAAAAGAAGGGAUAGAGGUAAAGACAUUUUAUAGAAAGGAAAUGAGUUAAAAGAAGUUAAAAAUCAUAGAAACAAUGAAAUAACUAGAAAAGGAUAGAAGAAAAAACAAAAAACAAAGAAAUCUUUGUUAUCUUAAAGAUAACGAAUAGGAAGAAAAAAAAACUGAAGGAAGAAGUUGGGAGAUGCAAGGUAUUUAAUAAGGAAAGCAAAGAGAGGAGGAAGAAAUAGAAGAGACAUCCUUUGCACCAGGGACACGUGUCUCUUCCAGGAUUUAAAGCAUCGUCAGCGAGAGACAGAGGGAGGAGAGAGGGCCUUAAAGAAAAAGAGGAGGGAAAGAGAGAGAAGGGAACAGAGAUUGGGAGAGAGAACGUGAAACAGAAGUGAAAGAGAGUUGUCUGUGACUUGAUACAAAUGACACUGUGAUAUCCCAAGGUGGCACUUCACUUUCUGGACAGAUCCUAUAUCCUAUCAUCCAAUUAUUCACAAGCACUUACUUUAAAGAUACCCAAGCAUACAUUUCUAUGACUUCAACCAAAAGCAGUGUAUCGUUUCUGAAUACCACAUGGAAAUCUCUUCUGUUUUAAACAGGUAUUCCUGCUUACAGUCUUACGGCAUGGGGAGCAGUGGAACAAACCUUCCAACGGUCACGCACUUGGAGCUGCAGGAUUCCUCACUGACUAGCUUGGAUAAGCCUUCUGAAGAGGGUGCACCUGGGUACUAUCUGCCAUUUUGUGACAUGCUGUACAGUGGUGAUGGAGGAAACUGGGUUCCCAAAAGUCUCUUGUCAAGUGCACAAAGAGAAGCUCAAAAGGAACCUGAGCAAUGCCCUGUUAUAGACAGUCAAGGACUUCAUCAUGAGCUGGAAUACCAAACAUCACUACACCUAGAGGAACAUUCUUUGGAACAAAUGCAGACUAUGGUUGUAGGGGAAGUUUUAAAAGAUAUUGAGACAGCAUGCAAACUACUCAAUAUAUCCGCAGAUCCCAUGGAAUGGUCCUCAGGUAAUGUUCAGAAGUGGAUUCUAUGGACGGAGCACCAGUAUCGCCUUCCGCAAGUGGGUCGUAGCUUUCAGGAUCUGACUGGAAGAGACUUGUGUGCCGUAAAUGAAGAUGGUUUCCGAGACAGGUCUCCACUGUGUGGGGAUGUCUUGUAUGCUCACCUGGACAUAUGGAAGUCAGCAGCUUGGAUGAAAGAGAAGACAGGAUCUAGUGAUAUGAGAUACUGUGGUGGAAAUGGAUCCGUUGGUGAAUGCUGGGCAGACACAGAAGUAGAUUCCUCCAGCUCUGGGCAGCCCAUUCAUUUAUGGCAAUUCUUGAAAGAGCUUUUGCUAAAGCCACACAACUAUGGAAGUUCUAUACGCUGGCUUAACAAAGAAAAAGGUAUUUUUAAAAUUGAAGACUCUGCUCAAGUUGCACGCCUCUGGGGUAUUCGCAAAAACCGCCCAGCAAUGAACUAUGAUAAACUGAGUCGAUCAAUUCGACAAUAUUACAAAAAGGGAAUUAUCCGCAAGCCGGAUGUAUCACAGCGCCUUGUCUACCAAUUUGUGCAACCAUUAUAGGAGAUGUCCAUCUAUAUGGAUCCAUAACAAAGUAAAGCGUUGUAAGUGAAAUACAGAAAGAGGAAACGAGGCCCAAAACACUGGAUGAUCCACACACUGGAAUACAGCAGUCCCAUUGUUUCAGAGUUUAUAUUUAUUACAGAAAAAAAUUUCUCCAACAAGCUGAUCAAGGCUUUUAGAUCAGCAAAAACUCAAUAUUUGCUGAAUGUUAUGCUUCAAGAGACUUCAACCAGCACAGGAGACGUAGAAUCCAGUACAUUUUCCAUUUACUCAGUUAUCAUCACUGCCUUCUUUCUUAGAGAUACUCACUGAUGUGAGACCUGCUGGACUCAGUGACCUUAUAGGACAAUAGGAGGUGGGUAGAGUAGGACAGAGUGACCACAAAGCACUGUAAAAAUAAUACAAAAUCAAAUACAUUAGAGAAAAACUUGACACGAAUGUAUGCUUUGGAUCUGUACUACAUGAAGUGGUAAUUUUUUUUUUUAGAUGAAUUAUUUAUUGUAGCAGCAUAACACAUAAAUUAAUUGUACAACAUACUGAAUAAAACUCAGAACUCAUAGUGCCAUUAUGGGUGUAAAAGUACAUGAAUAUACAUUGUAUGUAUAUAUCACUGUUAGGUAAAACCUACAGUUGUUUUGCUGGAUUAUUCAUGUGAUCACUUUUUAUUUUACAUUUCAGCCUAGCUCACAAUACUGCCAAAUAAAGUGAUUUUUAUAGAUA
Messenger RNA from Rana temporaria (common frog), 2384 nucleotides. It is a transcript of the gene SPDEF, whose product is annotated as SAM pointed domain containing ETS transcription factor. Gene Ontology annotation, biological process: regulation of transcription by RNA polymerase II; cell differentiation. Gene Ontology annotation, molecular function: sequence-specific DNA binding; DNA-binding transcription factor activity, RNA polymerase II-specific. Gene Ontology annotation, cellular component: nucleus. The transcript has 7 exons. The record is from RefSeq and is a predicted model, not a curated record. Bases 669 to 1664 code for a protein of 331 amino acids. Lineage: Eukaryota; Metazoa; Chordata; Amphibia; Anura; Ranidae.